This is a messenger RNA of Pectinophora gossypiella (pink bollworm), 4776 nucleotides long. It is a transcript of the gene Coq2, whose product is annotated as 4-hydroxybenzoate polyprenyltransferase, mitochondrial. Gene Ontology annotation, biological process: ubiquinone biosynthetic process. The record is from RefSeq and is a predicted model, not a curated record. NCBI's taxonomy places the organism in Eukaryota, Metazoa, Arthropoda, Insecta, Lepidoptera, Gelechiidae. Gene Ontology annotation, cellular component: mitochondrial inner membrane. The coding region runs from base 327 to 1577 and encodes 416 amino acids. The transcript has 8 exons. Gene Ontology annotation, molecular function: 4-hydroxybenzoate polyprenyltransferase activity.
UGCGCGGUAUUUUUUUGCAACGGUGUUAAUAUAUUUAUUUGUUAUUCGAUUUUGUUACUAUUUAAAGAGUUUUACGCAGUAAAAUAAACUUAUUUUUCAAUUACUUAUUAUACUUUUUACUGUUACAAAGUGCAGUUUUGUUAAGAAGUUUGUUAUUUAUUAGUUAAAGGGUAACGAAGCAUACAAUGUUGCAUUAACGUUGAAAAAACUAUGAAUAACCUUGAGGAAAUAUCGUCGCAAAAAUAGGGCAUACGUAAAAAGCUUAAGUUACAGUGUAUUGAGAGAAUUGAGUGCAAAGGUGAAUUGGAUAAGAUUUCUACCUAACUAUGAUUCUCUAUACAAGCUUGAAGAGAUGCACAAUCACAUCGGCUAUCAAUCUAUGGACGUUACAACAGAUACGAAGGCUGGUGGCACGACAAAUACACAAUUACCCACGAAUACAAUCGUGUAUCUGUGGUCAUGUCUAUUCAAAUAACAAAUACCAAAGAUACAGUGCUUUUGUUGAAAGUUUACGGAUACAUUCGACUUCUAGUGAUCAACAUAGACAAAAGGUUGUGAUAGAAACGUCCACACCCGAAGUGCUAGCGCGUGAAGUAGACAAGGUUACGGAGAAGUUGAAAGAGCAACUUACUCUUAGGGAACGAAUCGAACCGUACGCGCAGUUAGCGCGGUGGGACAAACCUAUAGGCGUAUACCUCCUGUACUGGCCGUGCGCGUGGUCGAUAGCGCUGGCGUCGAUCCCGGCGACAGUCCCGCCAGAGGCGUCUGCGCAGAUGGCCGCGCUGUUCCUGGCGGGCGCCGUGCUCAUGCGCGGCGCGGGCUGCACCGUUAACGACCUGUGGGACCGCGACGUGGACGCGCAGGUGGAGCGCACGAAGUCCCGCCCGCUGGUCUCCGGGGCUGUGACGACGCAGCAAGCCGUGGCCUUCCUCGGCGCUCAACUCACGCUAGCCCUGGGCGUGCUGCUGCAACUCAACUGCUACAGCGUGUUGCUCGGCGCCAGCAGUAUGUUACUAGUAAUAACCUACCCGUUAGCGAAGAGGUUUACCAACUACCCGCAAAUAUUCCUUGGAGCUACAUUCAACUGGGGUGCAUUAUUGGGGUACAGCGCCAUACAAGGGACCAUAGACCCUAGUAUAUGUAUCCCUUUGUACCUAGGGUCUCUCGCCUGGACAGUCAUAUAUGACACAAUUUAUGCGCAUCAGGAUAAGGUGGACGACGCGCGGGUAGGUAUAAAGUCGACGGCGCUGACGUUCGGCGAGCACACGAGGCCGGCGCUGUACGCCGCGCUGGCCGCCAGCGCCGCGCUGCUGGCGCAGGCCGGCGCCGCCGCCGGGCUCGCCGCGCCCUACUACGCUGCCCUGGCCACAUACGUCGCCCACGCGGGGAACCAGAUAUUCACUCUAAACACGGAGUGCGCGGACGACUGCGCUAAGAAAUUCAAGUCCAACUCCAUGGUGGGGCUCAUCAUCUUCCUGGGCAUCCUCGGCGGAGGGUACAGCAAGUACCUGGACAACAGGGAGAAGAACAAAGGGAACGAGGACCGGAAUGUCACCAAGAGCUGUCUCUUUGGAUGAUGGAUGAGUCACAAGACCAAAAUGUGUCAGGUAUCUGAUAGAAAAUUGGAGAUUUCCUUAGAAAAGGUUCAGUACGAUCUACUCUGAACCGGCGUGUAUGAAACGAUUGAUGAAUGUGGAGGAAGCAAGGGAAGUGUGUCAGGACCGAAGCAAAUGGAAUUCAAUUACCCAGCUUAUUUCCUGCGUAUGUGUAUGUAUGUAUGAAUAUGUGAUAUUCCUAUAUAAGUAGGGUGUUAGUGUCACCGUAACGAAUACUGAGGGGGAUGAUUCAGGUCAUGAUUCUGAGUUAGUAUCUUUUUGAUCACGCAAGUUGUGCUUAAAAGCUUAUUAUAAGAUUAAUGAUUACCUAAAUCAUAAAAAUGUCUGGUAUCGAAUGUGUUCCUCUAGUUAUUAAAUAACUUGUAAUGUACCCUCAUUGAUUUAAAAGAUGUGUUGCUGUUGCAGUUUCUUGUCAUUUCUUCUCCUCAGCCAUAACACCUUGCGAAAUGACGUAAAUUCAAAAAUGUUACAUUGACCAUCAACAAGUUUAUCCAUGAUAAUUACGUUGAAUAAAUGAUUCUGAUUCUGUGCUGAUGUUUUUGGUCACUUAGAGUGUUACUAUCUCUACGGAACCUUGAACGUCCCUAAUUAUUGAACAUUCUGGAUGUUGCUAACUAUAUGUAUGUAUACCUUGACUGUCACUAACUAUUUGUUUCUGACUGUACCUGUGUGUCCCAAUAAACGAUUUGAAUUUGACACUGAAACAUUAUUACAAAUAGGAACGUUUAUAGGUAGAUCUAUCAUAAUACGAUACAUUCAUCAUCACCAGCCCAUUAACGUCCCCACUGCUGGGGCACGGGCCUUCCCUAUGGAUGGAUAGGGAGAUCGGGCCUUAAACCACCACGCGGGCCCAGUGCGGAUUGGUGGUUAUUAACGACUGCUAAUGCAGCCGGGACCAACGGCUUACCGUGCCUUCCGAAGCACGGAGGAGCUCGAGAUGAAAACUUUUUUUUUCUGUGGUCACCCAUCCUAUGACCGCCCUUUGCGAAAGUCGCUUAACUUCAACAAUCGCAGACCGAGCGCGUUUACCGCUGCGCCACCGAGCUCCUCAUACGAUACAUUAUGUAGUGCCUUUCGGCACAUGCCUCAUUUAUGGUGACACGGAAAAGCAAUCAUUCCUCCGUUCGUGAACGUGAUGUAAAUAAAAUAUUUUGUAUAAUUACGACAACUAGUGAUUGAUACCUCGGUAUUGCGCAUUUUUAAUUAGUACACCCGUAUUCUAAGAUGUUCACUCAACUUUUCCUCCACUCGACUCUUCCUCCACUCGACUCUUCCACCACUCGAUUCUUCCUCCACUCGACUCUUCCUCCACUCGACUCUUCCACCACUCGAUUCUUCCUCCACUCGACUCGGCCUCAGCUGAGCAUUUUUGUAUUUUAUGUUGACAUUUACGUCCUCGACUUGAGGACUUUACUCACUGGAGUCGAGCAUGUCAUACUGCCAACAUAAAAAUACGAAAUUAAUGACGUCAUGCCCUACUGGAGUAAACUCGAGUUAAGGUUGAGGCGCCGUCUAAUUAAUAAACUAAUCUCAGCUGAGACUGCCCAAGAUCAUGCUCAAGUUUUUAUACGAGAACUGUCACAUUGACAUGUUGAGGGCAGUCUCGAAGCUGAGAUUAGUUUAUUAGUACCACCCUAAGAAUAGCGAUUUUGAGCUGAGCUCGAAGAGGUCGCCUAAACUGAGGACGGAGUCGACGAAAGUUGGAGUCAACAUAUUAGAAUACGUGUGUUAAUGUUUUUUUUUUGUUAUAGUUUAUUCUUAAAUUAUUUUGCCAUUUGUAAAAGGCAAAACGGUGUAUGUAAAAAGUGAUGCAAUUUAAUUAUUAUUUUUUGUUAUUAAAAUGCACCCGACGCGUCAUCUGAUGAAAUCUUUUUACAAUACAAUAACUAAAGUGCACAUAAAAUAGAAAAAAAUGUUUUCUAUGUCACGACUACUAAUAUGUACACACUUUGAAACCAUGUCACAUUAACUUUUUGACAAAUUAUACCGUAAGUCUUGUUAAAUGUCAAAUAUGAUAGUGCGACAGGGUUCUAUGGGUACAUGAUAUUGCUUAUGACUGUACAUCUGUCCGCACCUCGCUUUUCUAUGAUUUAUCCUAAUUACUAAGUGGGUGUUUCUCUUUACCUUUUUUUUUUUUUCAUUUUGUCAAACCUGGUAUUAAAUAAUGUCUGUUGGAAGAACGGAUACUCCUACUACAGGUAUAUUUUUUACUUAAAAGGAGUAACCAAAAAAAAUAUUUGUUAAAGUGUAACAGGUUAAGAAAUAAACUAUUUUUUUUUAUGUCCUUUGCUGUCACUCAUAAACGUCAUUUGCUAGAGCGAGAGGGACGACCGCACCGUAAGAUGUGUUUCUACCAUUAUACUUCAGCCCAAGAAGACACCAAUUUUACGUAGAAAUUUAAACAUACAGGCUGUGAUUAUUGUCCGAUUUUAAUGUUUUAAGUUUGUUUAUACCAAUUUCUGUGCCAUUUUGUAAUAUUCUCACUGGUUCUGUUUUACCACUGAUAAAUUCGGUACAUUAUUUAAAAAAAACUACAAUACAAGCUCAUCACAUCUGCAUUGGUGGAGUCUGAGCCCUAUGUGCAUACUUUAAGCUAUAUUUUACAGAAUUCAAAUGUACUUUUUUGCACCGAAAUAAAAAGAAAAUAGUUGCAAUUUAUUUUAAUUAAAAAAAAAUGAAAUAAUUUUCUUUGACUUUGGUGCAACAACGUAUAAAAUAAAUAAAGAGACUUAACUGUCUUAAUUUUUUUUAAUAUCUAAAAAAAACAUAUAAAAGUAACUUAAAGUAAGCAUGUAAUAUCUAUAUUUCCCGACCCUGACGCUGCGCUGCGCGCUGGCAGAAUUGUCCCUGUUGACAGAAGCCAUUUAAGAAAAAAAAAUGUAAUAUCUACUUGUAUACCUGUCAAUUUAUACUUAUAAACAUAAUAAACUCAAUCAGUUCCUACUUAAAUAGUAUAUUAGUGGAUCAGGGGCGGGCUAAAAGGGCCACAUUGAAGCAAUUCAUCUAAAAAAGCAAUAUUGCUAUUUGACAUUUGUUUGCAUUGGGCACUUUUAUAUGCGCAAAUGUCAAAUUGCAAUAUUGCUUUUUAACCCCCCAGUUUUAAUACCAAAAAGUUUGUUGUGUUGUUAAUGUGUAAUAGAAAUAAAAUAUCUUGCCAUUA